This is a messenger RNA of Cooperia oncophora, 324 nucleotides long. Lineage: Eukaryota; Metazoa; Nematoda; Chromadorea; Rhabditida; Trichostrongylidae. The record is from the annotation of a GenBank genome assembly.
AUGAGAAUCGGUGAGCUGAGAGGAUUGAAGUCUGGAAAAUGGCGUGGAACUAACAGUUGUCCGAUUUUCAGCGAGGUGAAAGCCGAAAUCCGUGAUGACAUGGAACGAUUGCAUCGCUCAUCGAAUGGACGCUUUGAAUUGUUCCUGCUGACUACCGAAGGAUCUACUCAUUCUGACGGCUCUUCAGGUCUUCCAAAAACUGCACGGCAUCAUAUGGUGCCGGGGCCAGCGCCAACCAGCAUGUAUCAUCUUAGUCAAAAUGCAUAUCGUCAGGCUGUGCACCAGUACGAUAAUAGUUGUGAGUACUGUGUUUUGCUCUUGUAG